Molecule: messenger RNA, 3010 nt
Organism: Macrobrachium nipponense
Lineage: Eukaryota; Metazoa; Arthropoda; Malacostraca; Decapoda; Palaemonidae
Exons: 8
Coding region: 416-1639 (407 amino acids)
Source: RefSeq, a predicted model, not a curated record
AACGUGGUUAGAGUAUACAUCGUUACCUGCCUGGUUAUAUAUUCAAUCCUCGUUACUGACAGGAUACGAAAGUUCCACGAGAAGAUGGUGACCAGACAACGGAAAAUUCUAUGUGACAAAGCCUGUGUUGCUAAUAAUCAGUGACGUUAAUUUUGCAGUGUGCUUCUCCCCCGAUUUGUUUAUAAACUGUGUGCAGGCAUUGUUUACGAGGUUGCAUAAUUUUACAAGGAUUGCAUUCAAAUGUUAGAACAAUCUUACGCUCUGCAACUAUCAGAUAAAAGCGAUACUUUUUAUGAAGUAUCACUUCUGCCCAAACAGAAAAUACCCUUAAGUCUGCGAGAGCAAGAGCAUUGGGAGAAGUCCCAAUGACCUAAGAUGACCGGUGGAAAAGAGACUACCCAAGGACCCUGAAGUGAUGCCCUUUGAAUCGCCGUAUCGAAAUCCCUAUCGAUGGCGCGCUGUCAUCUAUCAACAAGAUAACCGACACGGCACAGCUGGAUGCUUACUGUCGCUGAUUCUGCUAACGCCGCUGCUCGUGAGAACCUACGGUGUGGCAACUGUCCUGACGGGGAUCGUGAUUUAUAGCUGCGUGGUGGUUCCAGCAAUCACGAACUACUUUUCCUUCGCGAGAGUUCUUCUGAAAGCAGCAAAAGUCAUCUGCAAUGGCGGGUAUUCGUGCAGGUCAGCCCUGCAUACGGGUCUCCUCACAUGGAUGGGAAAUGCCUUGUCCUCACUUUGGUCAGGAUUCCUGGAGGUGGUGGAAUGGACGGCUAAAUGUCUCUUGAUGAUAAUCACUCUGCCCUUCACGUUAGUUUUCGGAUUGUUUCUCCCACUCAUUCACAACUUCUACUUGGCCUUUGAGGGCUUCAGAAUCACAAGCAAUCAGGUUGUAUUCUUCAUGUUGUGUGAAAGGCUGAUAACACCCAACGCCCGACUGGCAUCGCUCUAUUUCCUACUUUUUUACACAGUUUUGGCUUACUUGAGAAAGUCGCUGAGUACACGCCAGUGGUCGCAACUCGGAUCGACCCACUCGACCAGCAUGAACGACUUCCUGCGACUGACGACGUGGUACAUCGCUGUGCGACUGGGCAAGGGCAUCGCCAUGUCUUUCGUCCUGGUGAUGUUCACGAUGCAGUUCAAUCACAUAGAGCCAGACCUCACGUAUAUUGCCAUAACGUUUGUUUACUUUUCUCUCACACAACGAAGGUGGACAGGUGACGAGCGGAUAGUAGGCUGGACGAGGUCCUUAGCCCUGGAAGUGAUGGAGCAGGAGGAGGAAUUCUGGGUGCCCUUGUGCCUCCAGGCAUUCCCAGCUAUCGGAUCUGCCGUCGCCAUGGUGCUGUUGUGCCAAACGCACGUAGCUCUUUGCUCGGUGGCCUCCUACACCAAUAUCAUUGUGCCCUUCAUCCUCCUGAAGGAACAGGUGGAAUAUCAUCAUCUGCAGCACACAGACCUUCUGGUGAAGUUCCGUAGAGCUACGGCCAAGGAAAUAGAGGCUCAUUCUACGUGCCCAGUAUGCUUGGAGGACCUCCGCGUAGCGAGGGCAACGCCAUGUGGGCAUCUCUACCACGCAGUGUGCCUCAGAAAGUGCCUGGCAAUAUCCCCACUGUGCCCAAUGUGUAAACAGACUAUUAAGUGAUGCUUUCUAGAAAUUUCCUCACGAAGACAGUUCAAUUCGUAAGCAACGAGAAACAAAGUUGCGAGUUGAAAUAUAACUACGAGCGUUAUUUCUAUUUACAAUAUUAGGUGUAAGUUACACGAUGUUUAUUCGAGAGUUCUGUUACCUGUCCUCGCCAGUCGUCAACAGAUUGUAAACAACACAUAUAUCUAUUAUAAAAUAAUGGUGCUAAUCCGACAAUUUUUUUUACUCCGAGCUUAUGUUUACAAAGGAAAUAUAUUUCCCCAUUCAUGUCAUUAAACUUAUCCUACAUGGCUCUCAGUUCAAAAGCUUCACAAUAUGUUAUUUUCAUAAGAAAAAAAAAAAAAAACAUAGUAUAUGUUAUUAACACCAACUCAUUGAAUAUUUUUUUAAGGAAUAACCAAUAGAUUGGAAAUGUAAUCAGUGAUACAGCUAAUUUUCAUUAUGGGUUUCAUCAACAAUUCUUUACUUCUGCAACAACAUAAGAUUGUCUAUAUUUACAUAAUACAGGAACCACAAGUUUGGGCGGAUCUGUAGCUUGCUCUUCUCGUGACAAAGCCAUUCGAGGGUUCUCACUGUUCAGGUAACUCUUCUGACAGCAAUGCUGGUUAUUAACUAUCACGUGCUACCCCCUAUCCCAUUGACCUCUGUAUUCAAGCAUUUAUUUAAAUCAAAACAAACACUAAUUUUUACACCGUUUUAUGUUGAGAGAGAGAGAGAGAGAGAGAGAGAGAGAGAGAGAGAGAGAGAGAGAGAGAGAGAGAGAGAGAGAGAGAGAGAGAGGCUGGUUUCAUACCAUCAGUUUUUUCAAGGAAUAAUUUUGUUUUUUAUUUUGCUCCAAUAUUUCGUCCAAGUUUUAAAAAACACUUGGCUAAUCAUAUCUCACAGACUCACUCACAUACAUGGAUCGAAAUAUUGCCUUAUGAAAUCGUACAGAACUGGAUUCCUGCUUCAAAAGGUAUCCAUUUUGAAACAUUUCAAUACUAAACGAAUACAUAUAUGAAGGUGAAGUGAUUUAUACAUAGCCCAGACAUUGCUGAGGCGUGUUUCGUCUGAAAUACAUUUCCGCAAUAUAUUCUAUUCUUUCGUUCCAGCCAUUGCCUUUUCACGAGAAGCCUUCCGAGAGAGCGUGUCAGGUUAAAGUUUAAGGGUCGAGGACGAGUCAGAAUCACAGUAUUAUACUUAGAAAUGUAUGGACUCUGCACAAGGCUGUGACACUGUGCUAAUAAAUAUACUUAUAAUAUAUAUACUUAGCCCGUGCGUAUAUAAUAUAUGCUACUAUAAGUUUAAUACAUUUAUAACUUGUAUCUCCGUCAAAUUGUUUGUACUUCUGUUGUGGUGAUAUGGAAAACAGUAAAAUGAUUGAAAAAA